UCAAGUCCCCAGCCUGAAACUCGACCAAUCCGAGGGCUCGGUGUUGAAGAAGCUUGUGACUAUCAAAGAUGGCCGCGCCCAUGUAAUACCGGCAGCGGGCGCAGACCUCUCCGAGUUCUCCCGGCCCCGGUGACCGCGUCUGAACCUGAGGACUAUGCUGGGCCGGACUCUUCGAGAAGUUUCUGCAGCACUGAAACAAGGCCAAAUUACAUCAACAGAGCUCUGUCAGAAAUGUCUCUCCUUCAUCAAGAAAACCAAGUUUCUAAAUGCGUACAUUACUGUAUCAGAAGAUGUGGCCUUAAAGCAAGCUGAAGAAUCAGAGAAAAGAUACAAGCAAGGUCAGCCACUUGGAGAUUUAGAUGGAAUUCCUGUUGCAGUAAAAGACAACUUCAGCACAUCUGGCAUUGAGACAACAUGUGCAUCGAAUAUGCUAAAAGGUUAUAUUCCACCUUACAAUGCUACAGUAGUUCAGAAGCUGUUGGAUCAGGGAGCUCUACUCAUGGGAAAAACAAACUUAGAUGAGUUUGCUAUGGGAUCUGGAAGCACAGACGGCGUAUUUGGACCAGUUAAAAACCCCUGGAGUUACUCAAAGCAAUAUAGAGAAAAGAGGCAGCCGAAGCCCUGUGAGGAGGAGGAGGGUUCCGGUUGGCUGAUAACUGGAGGAAGCUCGGGUGGGAGUGCAGCCGCCGUGGCAGCGUUCACGUGCUUUGCCGCUCUAGGAUCAGAUACUGGAGGAUCAACCAGAAACCCUGCCGCCCACUGUGGGCUUGUUGGCUUCAAACCGAGCUAUGGCUUGGUUUCCCGCCAUGGCCUUAUUCCCUUGGUGAAUUCAAUGGAUGUUCCAGGAAUCUUAACCAGAAGUGUGGACGAUGCAGCAAUUGUGUUGGGUGUGCUGGCUGGACAUGACCCCAAAGAUUCCACCACAGUACAAGAGCCUAUUAAACCAUUCAAGAUUCCCAAUUUGACAGAUGUGAACAACCUGUGUGUAGGAAUUCCAAAGGAAUAUCUUGUUCCAGAAUUAUCAAGUGAAGUACGAUCUCUCUGGUCCCAAGCUGCUGACCUCUUUGAGUCUAAAGGAGCCAAAGUGAUUGAAGUAUCCUUGCCACACACCUGUUAUUCAAUCGUCUGCUACCAUGUGUUAUGCACAUCAGAAGUGGCAUCAAAUAUGGCAAGAUUUGAUGGGCUACAAUAUGGUCACAGAUCUGAUAUUGAUGUGUCUACUGAAGCCAUGUAUGCUGCAACCAGACGAGAAGGGUUCAAUGAUGUGGUGAGAGGAAGAAUUCUCUCAGGAAACUUUUUCUUAUUAAAAGAAAACUAUGAGAAUUAUUUCAUCAAAGCACAGAAAGUAAGGCGUCUCAUUGCGAAUGACUUUGUGAAUGUGUUUGGCUCUGGAGUUGAUGUCUUACUAACCCCCACCACCUUGAGUGCGGCAGUACCAUACCUGGAGUUCAUCAAAGAAGACAACAGAACACGAAGUGCCCAGGAUGAUAUUUUCACACAAGCUGUAAAUAUGGCAGGCUUGCCAGCAGUGAGUGUCCCUGUGGCCCUCUCAAACCAAGGGUUGCCAAUAGGACUGCAGUUUAUUGGACAUGCAUUUUGUGACCAGCAGCUUCUCACAAUUGCCAAAUGGUUUGAAAAACAUGUACAGUUUCCUGUCAUUCAACUUCAAGAACUUAUGGAUGAUGGCUCAUCAUUUCUUAAAAACGAAAAGUUAACUUCUGUUUCUCUGAAACAGUAGUGAUAAAUGUAUCAUAUGAUUUGGUGGUGGUUUGGAGGAAGGUACUGGGGAUCCAACCCUAGGCCUCAGGCUUGCUAGGCAAGCCUCUGCCACCAGGCCAACCCUGGAUCAUGCAAAUUAAAAUGACUUUAAGAGAUUCUGUUCUCUAGAGCAUUCAGUGAUCUUGCUCAGUUCUUGAAAUUAGGUUCAUUGUCAAGAGUCUUUCCUGGAGUUACUUUUUCAAAUUCCUUUGAUGCUGUUAAUUAUAAUAAUCUAUGCAUUUAUUAAAUAUCUGUUCAAUUCAAAGUACUAAAUUUCUACUGAAACACAAAAUACGUGUCAUAAAAACAAUGCAUUCUGCAGAAUUUUUAUUAAAAAGAACAGAAAUUACAGUAAAACUAAGUUUAAGAGUAAAUGUCUCAAAAUUUUUACAUCUUUAUAACCAAAGCACUAACAAAAAUAAUAAUAGUCCUGAUAUAACCCUGAUGACCCUGAGAGGUCACUCAUCUUGUGAGUUAGCAAUGCACAGCGACAGGCAGGGUUUUCUCUUUUGAGUGCUGAGCAAAGCAGUUAAAGAAGAAAGCUCUGAGCCUGGGAGGAAGUGCUACUUGCCAAGGGCCAGAAUCUCGCAAGUCUGCGUACUCCUCUCCUGGGAGGAGCCAGGUGCAAGCAGUCCUUUCCUUCCUCUAAAAAUAGAGCUAAAAUGAUAGUUUUCCUCCUUACGGUUAAAUUUUUACUUUUCCUAUCCCAGAGCCUAAGGCCUACCAGCUGGAACAGCUUGGUGUUAUACUGAACUAUUCUCUCAUUUGUAAAUCACAAAUGAGUCAUUGAUGCUUUGUUGUU
Molecule: messenger RNA, 2560 nt
Organism: Nannospalax galili (Upper Galilee mountains blind mole rat)
Lineage: Eukaryota; Metazoa; Chordata; Mammalia; Rodentia; Spalacidae
Gene: Qrsl1
Product: glutaminyl-tRNA amidotransferase subunit QRSL1
Exons: 11
Coding region: 155-1738 (527 amino acids)
Biological process (GO): mitochondrial translation; glutaminyl-tRNAGln biosynthesis via transamidation
Cellular component (GO): glutamyl-tRNA(Gln) amidotransferase complex; mitochondrion
Molecular function (GO): glutaminyl-tRNA synthase (glutamine-hydrolyzing) activity
Source: RefSeq, a predicted model, not a curated record